ACUAAUUAUGAAUUAUUAAUAAUGUAUACUAUAGGUGAUGGCUUCAGGGUGAUGUUUUGUCUUGUGUGUACUGCAGGUAAGGAGGUGUGGGCUGUGUCCAGCUCUUCUGUCUUCAGUCCCAAGUUUGACCUGUCGCACUGCAGAGACCAGCUGAACAAACAGGGCUUCCAGGUCCCGCCGCAGGACUUUGAAGCUCCUCUCCAAAUUGCCCUCGGGCGUCGGUCUGUUCGCCGAUACCUUUUCUUCAACUCCAACAUCUUCAACUUCAUCCUGGCCCCGGUGAUCUACUUGGUGCUGUGGUGUGCUGUGUACUCUACGGUGCACGUCUACCUGGUCACCCCGGUGACUGACUUCUGGGUCAUGUGUCUGUGUGUCAGCCUCAUCUCCGUGCUCCUCAGCGCCACCAUCCUCCUCACUCUGCACCACAGCAGCAAAGAGAUCAGCGCCAACACGGACGCCCGGCUGAUCCUGGUGAAUGAGAGGCUGAGUAGGCAUCGUCUCCUCAUAGGAGUGGCAGACUGGGUCACACACUGCACUGGCACCAUGAAG
Engraulis encrasicolus (European anchovy) is the source of this 549-nucleotide messenger RNA. Its product is annotated as transmembrane protein 268-like. The transcript is spliced from 4 exons. NCBI's taxonomy places the organism in Eukaryota, Metazoa, Chordata, Actinopteri, Clupeiformes, Engraulidae. The annotation marks the transcript as partial. The record is from RefSeq and is a predicted model, not a curated record.